AUGUCACACGCUGAAUCUCGCAAUAAGAUUAGGGAACGCACUGCUCGUAUCUUUUGGGCGGCUGCUUCAGGUCUAGUAGUUGGUGCUGGACUUGGUGCUGUCGAACGGCUUGUUACGGGCAAACCAGUGAUCAGAACAAGAGCAGCCGAUCUAAUGCUCUUAGGAGGUGCUUAUGCAGCUACUGAUAUUAUUCUUAAGGACUACAAGAUGUCCCCAACUUACAAGCCAGUAGUAGCCGGAUGUGUAGCUGGCAUAGUUUCAUCUCGUUCUGGAGUUGGUCUAGUAGUCAACUCAGUCGCUGCUUCAGCACUAGGUAUUGCUCUUAAUAAGCCAAAUAUCUGGAUUCGUGAAUAA
Messenger RNA from Nematocida homosporus, 354 nucleotides. RefSeq lists its product as uncharacterized. The transcript has a single exon. The record is from RefSeq and is a predicted model, not a curated record. Lineage: Eukaryota; Fungi; Microsporidia. Bases 1 to 354 code for a protein of 117 amino acids.